Messenger RNA from Phalaenopsis equestris, 3827 nucleotides. RefSeq names its product putative multidrug resistance protein. Gene Ontology annotation, molecular function: ATP binding; ABC-type transporter activity; ATP hydrolysis activity. Gene Ontology annotation, cellular component: membrane. Gene Ontology annotation, biological process: transmembrane transport. The record is from RefSeq and is a predicted model, not a curated record. The transcript has 4 exons. The coding region runs from base 49 to 3726 and encodes 1225 amino acids. NCBI's taxonomy places the organism in Eukaryota, Viridiplantae, Streptophyta, Magnoliopsida, Asparagales, Orchidaceae.
GGUAAGAAGAGUAAUGGAUUGAUAUUAGAAAGAAACUUGAAGAGAAGGAUGAGGGAAGUGAAAGGAAGGAGUAACAGGUUGCUGCCAUCACUAGUGUGCUUCUUCAAGCUAGCUGAUGAUGUGGACUGUUUCCUAAUGGCUAUUGGUUGUGUGGGGGCCAUCUUCAAUGGCCUUUCACAGACUACCUUGAACAUUCUAUUCGCUCUGGUUUUCAACGAUAUUGGCACCUAUCCUUCCCCAGAUUUCAUGCACAGAAUAAAAAAUAAUGCCCUCCGAUUCCUCUACCUGGGAGCAGCUUCUUUUGUUGCAGCAUUCCUUGAGGGGUAUUGUUGUACGAUGACGGCGGAGCGCCAGGCGGCGAGAAUGCGUGCACGGUAUUUGAAGGCGGUGAUGAGACAAGAUGUGGGCUAUUUCAAUGCCGAAACGGCCACUGCGGAGAUCGUCAACGUGAUCUCCAACGACUCCCUUGUCAUCCAAGAUGUUCUUGGUGAAAAGGCGCCAAAUUUUAUAAUGAAUUGUUCGACGUUCUUGGGGAACUACAUAGUUGCAUUCGUUCUGUUGUGGCGGCUGGCAGUGGCGGCAACCCCGAGUUUGUUAUUGCUGAUUGUUCCUGGCCUGAUUUAUGGACGGGCUUUACUACGUUUGUCUCGAAAGAUUCAAGUGGAGUAUGACAAGGCCGGUGCAAUUGUAGAGCAGGCUCUUUCGGCCAUUCGAACGGUUUAUUCCUCCACGGCAGAGCUCUAUGUAAUUUCAGCUUUCUCAACCGCACUCGAUCGCACAGUCCAGCUCGGCCUCCGUCAAGACUUUAUCAAAGGCCUUGCAGUAGGCAGCAAUAAUGUCUGCUUCGCGGUCUUUGCCUUCCUUUACUGGUAUGGUGGACGCUUGGUCGAAAAUCAUGGCGCUAAAGGUGGCACCGUUGUUAGUGUUGCCGUGUGCCUUGUGCAUGGUGGCCAAACACUUGGCAUAUGCCUUUCAAAUGUUAAGUACUUAGUGGAGGCAAUUAAUGCAAUGGAGAAGAUCUCAGAGGUGAUAGAACGAAGACCUAUGAUCGACAUGGAGAAUAAUAUGGGAGAUGAGAUAGAGGAAUUGAAGGGGGAGGUGGAAUUCAGGGAGGUGGGAUUCUCAUAUCCAAUGAGGCCUGCAACAAAUGUUUUUGAGGGGUUCAAUUUGAGAGUGGAGGCUGGUAAGAAGAUAGCAUUGGUGGGAGAGAGCGGGUCAGGAAAAUCGACGACAAUAUCGCUGCUACAGAGAUUUUAUGAUCCAACUGCAGGUGAGAUAUUACUCGACGGAGUGAACAUAAAGAAGCUGAGGUUGAAUUGGCUCAGGGCACAGAUGGGGCUCGUGAGCCAGGAACCAGUGCUCUUUGCAACUUCCAUAAAGGAGAACAUCUUGUUUGGCAAAAAAGGUGCGACGAUGGAGGAGGUUGUCGCAGUUGCCAAAGCUGCAAAUGCAGAUGAAUUCAUCUCCCUGCUGCCAUCGGGAUAUGACACACUGGUAGGUGAGAGAGGGAUUCAACUAUCUGGUGGGGAAAAGCAGCGGAUUGCCAUUGCACGAGCACUCAUCCGAUCCCCAAAGAUACUUCUACUAGAUGAGGCUACCAGUGCAUUAGACACCAUGUCUGAGCUCGCCAUUCAAGAAGCUCUUGAUGUUGCUACUAUUGAUCGCACCACAAUUAUCAUCGCUCAUCGCCUCUCCACAAUUCGUAAUUCUGACACCAUCUACGUCAUCCAAUCGGGUCAAGUCAUCGAAUCCGGCUCUCAUAAUCAUCUCAUAAACAUCACUAAUGGUCACUACUCUUAUUUUCUUCACCUUCAAGAAUUGCAAAAAUGUGCAAAGUCCAUGGGAGUCAAUGAAGCUAACUCCACCACCAGUUUUUCUUACUCCCAUAGAAGCCAUAACUUUAGUCGCUCAACAAUCUUUCAAGGUAAUUGUGCUGGCGAUAAAAUGGAAAACAUGAAGGGCGCAAAAAUACGUGCACCAUCAUUCUGGUUUCUAUUACUCAUGAACACACCGGAAUGGCGCCAUAUGUUAUUAGGGGUUGUGUGUGCUGCGUUCGAUGGACUACCCUACAUAGUAAAUUCAUAUUCCAUGAGUAGCAUACUAACAAUUUAUCUUGAUAAGGAUAAGUCAGAUAUUACCGCAAAGAUAAGAAUUUAUUGCCUAAUCCUAUUGGUAAUAUCAGUGUUGGCCUUUGUUGUUUAUGUUCUCAAGGAUUAUAGUUUUUCCAUCAUGGGUCAAUAUUUAACAAAGAGAAUUAGGGAGGCUAUGCUUUCUAAGUUGUUAAUGCUUGAAGUGGGGUGGUUUGAUCAAGAAGAGAACUCUACUGGGGACCUCUGUUCAAAGAUAUUCAAAGACGCUCGUGUGAUACAAUCACUGGUUGGAGAUCGCUUGUCUCUUAUGAUACAGACAUUAUCCACAAUAAUGAUCGCCUAUACAAUAGGGCUUGUAAUCUCAUGGAAACUUGCCUUAGUUAUAAUCUCCAUGCAGCCGAUUGUCAUUGCAUGCUACUACACAAAAAGUGUUCUUUUAAAGGAAUUAUCACGCAAAAGAUUGAGCGCUCAAUCAAAUAGCAACAGAUUAGCUAUGGAAGCUAUUCAAAAUAUUCGCACUAUCACUAGCUUUUCUUCGCAAGACCACAUCCUUCGUCUCUUUAUUCUCGCACUGGAUGGCCCGCGCCAACAAGGCAUUCAACACUCUUGGUUUGCUGGCACUCUUCUUGGCUUCUCGCAAGUUAUUGGUAAUUGUUCGUGGGCCAUUUCCUUUUGGGACAGUGGCAUCCUGCUCUCCAAGGGCUCCAUUACCACCAAAGCCUUAUUGCAAACCUUGGCGAUCCUCUGCAAAACUUCACGUACGAUAGCUGACGCAGGUGCUAUGACAACGGACCUCACUAAUGGCAUCAGCUCAGCUGCAGUUGUAUUAUCAAUUCUUGAACGAGACACACAAAUUGAUCCUGAUUGUCAUGAGGGUCACAAGGCUGACUCCAUCAAAGGUGUAAUUGAAUUUCGUAACAUCUUUUUUUCCUAUCCAUCUCGCCCUGAAGUGUUGGCCCUUAAACACUUCUCCAUAUCAUUUGAGGAGGGCCAAUCCACUGCACUCGUGGGCCCCAGUGGCUCCGGCAAAUCCACUAUCAUCGGUCUUAUUCAGCGAUUCUACGACCCAUUGGACGGAGAGGUGUGUAUCGAUGGUCGAAACAUUCAAGCCUUUCAUUUGCGAUCAUUGAGAAGGCAUAUUGCAUUGGUGGGGCAAGAACCAACUUUGUUCAUUGGUACAAUAAAGGAAAAUAUUUUGUAUGGAGUAGAGGAUGCAAGUGAUGCGGAGGUGGAGGCAGCAGCGCGAAUAGCUAAUGCGCAUGACUUCAUAUGUGGGCUAAAAGAUGGGUACAAUACAAAUUGUGGGGAGAAAGGGCUGCAAUUAUCUGGCGGGCAGAAGCAACGGGUUGCAAUUGCAAGAGCAAUACUAAGAAAUCCAAGUAUCUUGCUCUUGGAUGAAGCAACAAGUGCGUUGGAUGGAGAAGCAGAGAAGCUUGUACAGGAGGCCUUGGAGAGGGUGAUGAGAGGAAAAACCACGGUUGUGGUGGCACAUAGGCUCGGCACCAUCAAGAAUUGUGACUUAAUUGUUGUACUCGAAAAUGGCCUUUUAGUUGAGAAAGGAGAUCAUGCAUCACUAAUGGAAAUGAAUGGAAAGUAUUUUGGAUUGGUCAACUUGCAGCUUCGCCAAGACAAGUAAUUUAAUAUAAACAAUAUUUUAUAGAUCAAUAUGCUAAACAUAUUUUUUAAUGGUAUGUUAUAGAAACACACACAAUGCACAAAAAAGGAUGAUAAUUAAAA